GGUUUCCUUAACGCGCUAUAUUUCUCAGAACACAGUGGAUUUUGCAGAUUACCGAUCCCAAUUGAAUCAAUGGAGUCGAUGCAAAGGAGGGUGGAGACAUGGAUCAAGGACCAGAGAGCCAAGAUUCAGAAGGUGUCCCGGGCGCCACUGCAGUGGGGGAUGAGAUGGCAGUGGUUUCCCUGGAACAACGGCGACAGGCAACAGCGCCAGAAGCUCCAGCAGGAGUACGAGAGGCGGAAGCGCCAGCUCCACGAGCUCUGUCUCGCCGUCAAGGCUGAUUCCGUCGCUGAUUUGCAGGACAUUCUCUGUUGCAUGGUCCUCUCUGAGUGCGUUUACAAGAGACCUGCUACUGACAUGGUUCGAGCUGUAAACAAAUUUAAAGCUGACUUUGGAGGACAAAUUGUUUCUCUUGAGCGUGUGCAACCUUCUUCAGAUCAUGUUUCUCACAGAUACUUGUUGGCAGAAGCGGGUGACACUUUAUUUGCUUCCUUUAUUGGAACCAAACAGUACAAGGAUGUCAUGGCCGAUGCAAAUAUACUGCAAGGGGAUAUAUUUCAUGAGGAUGUUGUAGAGGAUUUUGACCGGGUUGAACCAACUGAAUGUAACCCAGGUGAAAGGCAGAAAGUAAAUGGAGAAAAUCAGCUGAAUUCCCCUGAAAUAAAACCUAAGCAAAUUAAAGACAAACCUAAACCUGCUGCUCAUAGGGGUUUCUUGGCUCGUGCUAAAGGGAUACCUGCUUUGGAGUUAUACCGGCUUGCUCAGAAAAAGAAACGGAAACUUGUUCUAUGUGGACAUUCACUUGGUGGAGCAGUUGCAGCAUUAGCUACCCUUGCCAUUUUGAGGGUUGUUGCUGUCUCUUCUUCAAAAGAGAAUGAGAAGGUUCUGGUCAAAUGUAUAACAUUUUCCCAACCUCCAGUAGGGAAUGCAGCCUUAAGAGAUUAUGUUAAUAACAAAGGAUGGCAACAUUAUUUUAAGAGUUACUGCAUUCCUGAAGAUUUGGUGCCUCGUUUCCUUUCACCUGCCUAUUUUGAUCAUUACAACUCACAGACAUUAUUAUCAACAAGUGAAGUUGGAGAUGCUGUUUUAUCAACCUCAAAAGAUGAAAGAGGGGCAGAGAAAGGGAGAGCAGAGAAACUAAAAGUGAAUGAAGAGGAGCAGUUGGUUAUGGGUGUAGGCCCUGUCCAGAGUCCUUUCUGGAGACUUUCUAAGCUUGUUCCACUGGAAGGUGUUAGAAGACAAUUAAACAAAUACAGAGGAAAGCAAGUUGGUCCCCUAGAGGCAACUUCAACUGAAUCUGCAACAUCUUCAGUUGAGGAUAUAACUGUUAGACCACAGUCUCUUGAAAUUCAAGAGGGUACUGAUGGCAUAUCCCUUCGACCUUUUUCUGAGACUGACAAUGGGCCCUUAGAUGUAGCAACCGAAAAGUCAGCAGGAAAAAACAACACCACUGGUGGGGAUAAUGGGAGAUGGAAAAGGCUGCCAUAUUUACCUUCUUAUGUACCAUUUGGACGGGUAUUUAUUAUGGUCUCUAUUAUUUAUUUUAUUAUAUUAAUUUUCUUUGAGGUACAUGCUUGGAGAAUGGAGACAUGAAAGCCAGAAGUUCUUGCUAAUUUUUCAAUAAUGAAUUGGCUUUGUUGGUAACAUGAAAUUAUUUGUCAAUUAGCAUUUUGAUGGGAUUGUUUCUAUUGUGUUGAUGUGUUCUCAAUUAGCAAUUUUUAUUUCUCAUAGGCAGUCAUAGCCAAACUUUGAAUGUCUGCCUAGGUAUGUUUCAUGAUAUCUUACAUUUAUGAAAUUAUUAAGGGUUUUCUGUAGAAUUCUCUUGACUAGUAUUCUGAAGUGUUAUUCAGCUGUCCUUUGUGUCUGGCAUGAAAGCUUAAGCAUUCAGGGUUUUAAUUAGGACAAAUCAAGUACAUCCCUUUGCACUCAUUAAGAUAUAUUUGGGAGCUUAGAUGCUUUUGAAAAAUGUGUACACCUGUCUCCUAUUAUCCCACACUUAUUAAAGAAAGGCAGAGGAGUAGGACAAAGGAAUAAGAACUUCUAGUUGUCUCACCCUUAAGAUCCAUUUCUUUUCCUGGAAGUUGUUUUUGUUACCAAUAUACUGGAAUCUUAG
Messenger RNA from Rubroshorea leprosula, 2110 nucleotides. Lineage: Eukaryota; Viridiplantae; Streptophyta; Magnoliopsida; Malvales; Dipterocarpaceae. The record is from the annotation of a GenBank genome assembly.